Molecule: messenger RNA, 1677 nt
Organism: Phyllotreta striolata
Lineage: Eukaryota; Metazoa; Arthropoda; Insecta; Coleoptera; Chrysomelidae
Source: the annotation of a GenBank genome assembly
AUGUCGGGUGAUGUUCAACCCAGAAAAAGAAAAGAUAAAAAGAGGAAAAAAGAAGAUGAAGUUUACGCUGAAAAACUCCACGUGCCGAUAUUCACGAAUAACACCGUAACCGAGGAUGUCAACAUUCACGUGCACAAAGAAGGAGGAACCGGUGGCGGAAUUUGCGCCAAACUCGUGUUCUUUGUUUUGUUCUCAGUCCUGAUUGCUCUAGUCGGACUCAUCAUAACCGAACACAGAGGCCUAACUGAUCUCGAUACUAUAGAAAACUCGAAAAUUGCGCAACUGUUCGAAGGUUGGAUUGACAAUAACGACGAUCACGAUACCCAUGAUAUAGAAGAUCCCGGUUCCAAUGAACAUGAUGAACAUGAACACGAUGAUCAAGAUGAUUUGAGCGAACUCGACGAAUAUGAUGAAGGACACGAAGAUGAUGACGAUGUAUCCGAAGAAAUUGAUGAACAUCAGCAUUCUGAGGAAGAAGACGAUCAGAACACUGAACUAGAUGAUGAAGAUGAUGACGACGAAGGUAAUGAAGAUCAAGAUGAAGAUGAAGAUGAAGAGGAGGCCGAAAGGGAAAUCGCGUCUGAUGAACGCAAUGAAGAUGAUGAGGAUGAUAUUCAAGAUAACGAUAAUAUUGUCGAUGAAGACGAUGUUGAAGAAGACGACGACGAUGAUGAUGAUGAUGGAAUCGACGAAAAUCAGGAAGAUAACCAACUAGACAAUGAAGAUGAAAUCGACGAAGAGAAGGACGCCAGUCGAGAAGAACAAGAAAAAUCGGAUGAAAUUGCAGAUGAACCAGUCGAUGAUAAUAAUGAUGAUGAAAAUGAAGAGGAUAAUGAUGAUGAAGAUCAUUAUCCUGAAGCUAAUGAAGAAGAUGCAAAAGAUAACGUGGAUAAUAUUAUAAACAGUAAUGAAAAAGAUGAUGAUGAUGAUGAUAAUGAUACUGAUGAUAAGGAAGAAUUGAAAUCAGCCGAAAAAGAUAUAAAAAAUGAGCCAGACGAUAAAGAAGAGCAAGAAGACAUUAAAGCAGAAGAAACUGUUGAAAAUUCAAGCAUGGCUCUGAAACUCGGUGUCGGAGUAGCACUACUUGUGGUUGCUCAUCUUGUCUUGGUUAAGAAAUGGAGAAAUAAUGCUGGCGAUGACGACAAGCCCGCCGAAGCCGCUUCGAUACCAAACAUCCAAGACAGAAGGAACACCAUCGUAGUGCCUCCGACCUUCAACGAAGUCGAACCCGACAUAGAGCAAGUCCAAGAAGACUUCUCCGAAGAGGAGGACAUGGAGGAAGACGAGCCCGUGGAGGUGAAUAAUACGAAAACUAAGUACCAAGAACUGGCUUCGGCGUACAUACGCCCGACGGACAAGGCCAACGAUUUCGAUGACGACUUCGACGACGAGGAGCUCGAUGAAGAGGAGGUGGAGGAGGAAGAGGAGGAAUUCGACGAGGAAGAAUACGAAGAAGGCGACGCAGAAGAUGAAGACGAGGAAUUGCUGAAGCGAUUGGAGGCUCGAUAUGGGAAACUGCAGAAGGAAAACGAAUAUGACACAGUAGAAGGUAGAGGAUAUGAUAGUGAAAAAGAAUCAGACGAUGACUAUGAUUACACGAAUAAUGAUGAUAAGCAACGCGAUGAUCGUGAAGCUCUGAAGAGUGCUACAGGAAAUGUAAGAAACAGAUUGAUAUAA